AUGCCUCCCCCACCCGUUCCUGUUCGAUCCGUACAGGCAAAGGCUCUACCACGUAUCCAGAAGAAGUGGAAAUGGACAGGCGAUCUCUUCAUGGACGUCAGCCGAAAUCGGGCAGAACGUGUCUGUGAAGUACUGAUAUCGGAAGCCACGGAUCCCCAACCCAAUGGGCUUCGAUUCAGUAUCUGCCUAUCGGGCGAAAAUAUCCGCCUCUCUGCCUUUCAUGAACUGUCCUGCCUGCACACAUUUCUGCUGGCGUCGACGCGCGUGCAGCAAUUUGCAAAGCUAGGAUCUGCGUCAGACAAAGAUGCGGAUGCUCUAUUGCAGCUUGGAAUUUUCAUGCAGAAACGAUCCUACUUUUGCUUUGCGCAUCUAUACAUGGAUGACAGUUCCGUCGGUCUUCUCAUAAUCUUUCCCACUGGCCACGAAGUCGCAAACAGUCUGCUCAAGGUACCCCCGACUCUCGCUAGUAAUACACCGCUGCAAGUAGCCCUAGUCCCUUGGGAGUUGACGACUAGAGAAUUCCGUGCGGCGAAUUGGAAGUCAAGGUCCCCCACUGUAGAGCACCAGCUUGACCCGGCUUUCGCUGCCAUUCUAGAGGCCGAUGGACGCAGCGUUGCCACGCAACGACGAUUCUAUCAAGCCCUGCACAUCCUCACCUUCCCUAAAGCUAUCUACGACUUCAUGUCCCAGAAACAGUCUCCACGUCCGUACUGUAUUUGGUAUGCCCCAGCGGACACGACGCAGUCGGGGACCAUCGGGUAUGAGACAUUGCUACUGAGGGAUAUUCUGUCCACGUGCACGCAGGCGAAGGACAUGGGGUACAAGGCAGACGUGCGCGUCGUCUUCGUCCAUGUGGGCGCACUGGCUACGCUCCACGGCCUCCCAUUCCUUGUUGCGUGGAGGAACAAGCGGCCAGAACUCCGCUUCCUGACAUAUGGCACGCACCCCAGCGUCCCUCGUGAGCGAUGGGGAGUGCGGGAGAUCUAUCUAAUAGGUGGCGUCGUGACAUUCACGCCUUCAGCGAUCAUCGAGGGGCACGGGAUGCUCUUCCGUCGCAUCAAAGAUGUUGCGGAACAUCCACUGUGGGACUGCUAUGUGUUGCCUUCGGUGGUGGCCAUGGUGGCGAAACUCACAUGCCAGGGCGGGCAUCCUUUACGUGUAUAUGACGAAGGUAACUUUGUCUAUGAAGACCUUCUCAAGGCUAUUGAACAGGGAUCCGUUGCAUUGCUGCAUGCCCCCGCGAUCUUGCGAGAUGCGCCUCCGAAGGGCGAUCCCUCUCUGCUGUGGACACGAUGGAUGCUCCGCCUGCCAUCGAUGAACGCACGACAGAUCCUGGAAGAAUGCCUUCGAAUUGCCGCUGAGCAGUUCGCAAACACAUCGGACGCCGAGCUUCCGGUUGCUGUCGAGAAGGAAAUUGCACGCGACCUCCUACGCAUGCAAAUGCAGCCCGUCAUGAUGGACAACUACAGACGGUUUGUGGUCCUCAAAGGUAGGAGCGAUACUGACUUCCAAGAGGAUAGGUGCCCAGGAAUCGAGGUUACUACGCUUUCAAAGCUGGACUUCAGAGACGAUUUCUUCACGACGCGGACCGACUCAGCGCAGUAG
Dichomitus squalens LYAD-421 SS1 is the source of this 1605-nucleotide messenger RNA. RefSeq lists its product as uncharacterized. Lineage: Eukaryota; Fungi; Basidiomycota; Agaricomycetes; Polyporales; Polyporaceae. The coding region runs from base 1 to 1605 and encodes 534 amino acids. The transcript has 6 exons. The record is from RefSeq and is a predicted model, not a curated record.